AUGGAGGAAAAUCCAGACGGGUCCAUGGCCCGUCUGGGUCAAGGCGGAAUAGAACCGCCCCCUAAAUUAACUCGCUUAUCAGAUGGAAAUGAAACAACAUUUAAAUUACCUUUGACGGCACGUAAUAAUGAUUUUGAAAAGUUUGCAGGUGAAAACAUGGCUGCUGGGAUAACAUCAGACCACGAGAAUUCAACAUCAAUGGAUACAACAGAAGAUCGAAAUGACCCAACAAUCCAUGUAUCUAUGGAAAUGCCGGUUUUGUACGAAGAUGACCACAAAGGGCCCUUUGUGGUGUAUGUUGAUACGAUCAAAUCGGAACCGAGAACACCUAUAAAUCAAUUCAGACUAACGAAAAAACUCAUUGACCUCAACGUGGGUGAAAUUGACUACAUCAUAAAGAUUGGAUACUGCCGAUGCAAAAUAGUUUUUAAGACAAGACGUGCAGCUAACGUUUUUGUGAUGGACAAACGUUUGGAGAAUUCCGGUUAUGUUGCUCAAAUUUUUACCCACCUUCUGACGAAAACUGGUAUUAUCUUUAAUAUACCUGAGGAAAUAUCGAUGUAUGAACUUUUUGGCCUGCUUAACUCCCCAGUACCUAUUGUUAAGUUGAUUAGGAUGACAAAGAAAAAUGGUAAUGAAAGGGAACCCACCAUGAAAGUGAAAGUUGUUUUUAAAGGUCUACAAAUUCCCAGGGAAAUGGAUUUUGCAUAUACUAAACUGGUUACUAAACCUUUUAUCCCCUUCGGGCAAUGUUACAAUUGCUACAGGUUCAAUCACAUAGCAGACAAUUGCAAGCAAAAAGAUAAAACAUGUAAUAACUGUUUUAAGAGACAUAAUGUUGGUGAUAACUGCGACCCGAGUAACAUACAAUGUUCCAACUGUGGGGACAACCAUGCACCCACUAACAGAAGCUGUCCUGCCAGAGAAAAGGCCCUGAAUUUGAAAAGAAUAAUGGUCUUAGAGAACUUGAGCAUUAAGGAUGCAAGAAUUAAAUACGCUGGAUUAGUAGGAGGUAAUCGAUUCGAAUUACUAGGUGAGGAGGGCAUGGAAAAUGUAUUCCCACGUAUUAACAACAAAAAGGACAGAAUUGUUAACAACAUGACAGAGGCGGCCAAAUUCCUGCACAAGUCGAAUUCAUUUGCGAAGGUACUUAAGAAUAAUGGAAAUAGACAGAGAGAACAGGCAAAUGCCAGACGGGAUAUGGAAACCUGGCGCGAAAUGACACGGGAACAAGAACUUGAAUAUAAUAAUGGUAAUGAUAUUACUAAUCCCUACUCGGUAUCCUAG
Molecule: messenger RNA, 1287 nt
Organism: Lucilia cuprina (Australian sheep blowfly)
Lineage: Eukaryota; Metazoa; Arthropoda; Insecta; Diptera; Calliphoridae
Exons: 1
Coding region: 1-1287 (428 amino acids)
Source: RefSeq, a predicted model, not a curated record